AUGUCUGAGAGGCCGCAAGAAAAUGGAAGCAGCAGCAGCACGAGCGCGACCACGAAUGGCGUCGACCUCAAGAUUGUGCCGCCGGCCGGCUUCCUCCUCCACCGCCGCGCCGCCGUCCCCAGCGCCCCUAUUCUCCGGGGGAGGAGCGCGAGCGGGCGGUGCGGCCUCGCCAUCUUGGUUUCGUCCUCCAAUGGUGCAGCUGGGCUCUCCCCACUGAGUGACUCGGAGAAGAAAGGCCCUGUGGUGAUGGAGAUCCCGCUGGAAAAUAUCCGGACGCGUGCCAAUGAUCCUGAUGAGGUGCAGAAGCUCAUGGACAGCAUCCGUGUCAUCGGCCUCCAAGUACCAGUGGGCAUCUUUUCCUUUAACAUUAAUUUUUACCAAAAUUAUUUUCUUUUAGUUCAUAAGUUAAAUUAUGUCAGAACUGGAAUUUUCUUAUGUGGAAUUAAGUACAUACAAAUAAAGUUAUAUACAGAGCUAAUACAUGGCCGAACACUACUACUGAAUUCAGUGAUCUCCAUACAGUUGUCUAGAGGAUGUUUGUGCUAUGGUUGAUUGAGUAUGCGCGUCAAUAUUCAAGUUGGGUUGUUUACAUGCAUGUUCUGCGGUACACCGUCACAAAGUAUAAAUGCAUUUUUUGUCCACGAGAUCCGGCACUAUUAUGUCUAGAAUGAGUUUUCCUUAGCUCAUUUUGACAUGUGAAGUCUAUUCACCUGUGCUCCUCUA
Molecule: messenger RNA, 723 nt
Organism: Triticum dicoccoides
Lineage: Eukaryota; Viridiplantae; Streptophyta; Magnoliopsida; Poales; Poaceae
Exons: 3
Coding region: 1-552 (183 amino acids)
Biological process (GO): cellular response to oxidative stress
Cellular component (GO): cytoplasm
Molecular function (GO): sulfiredoxin activity
Source: RefSeq, a predicted model, not a curated record